AUGUCUACUUCGCGUGCUCUCAAAGUUUUGAACUUGAACAUUGAUAUUCUGGUAGCAGAAGCAAAAAUUGUAUUAAAGCAUAAAUUUCUUCAUGAAAGACCUGUUGAUAUUACAAUGCCAUCUGAAAUAAAGGAAGAAAUUAGUAAAAAUUUAAACUUGAAUCCUGUGAAAUUGCGAAAAUAUUUUCAUAAAAAGUUUGACUUAUCUAAUAUUACAUCUAAGCAGAUUCAUUACUGA
This is a messenger RNA of Racocetra fulgida, 237 nucleotides long. NCBI's taxonomy places the organism in Eukaryota, Fungi, Glomeromycota, Glomeromycetes, Diversisporales, Gigasporaceae. The record is from the annotation of a GenBank genome assembly.